CACACACUUACGGCAGUCGAGGGCAGUCGAGAGCAGUCGAGAGGCUGCCCGUCGUGCGUGGUGCUGCUUAGUAGCUGGCCGUGUGCUAGAGAGCUUCGCCACUGCUCGUGCUGCUGACUUGUUGGCAGCCGGCGUGAAGGCGCGUUACCCCUCAGUCAAGUGAAGCGAGAGAGCCGCAGCAGUGCGCGAGCGGGAGUUCACGGUGACGGAUCGCGGGUCCGCUCCUCUGCGACGGCAAAAAAAAAAAAAAGAAACCGGAGCGCACUGUUUGGCAGAGAGGGAGAGAAAGAUAAAGACAGAGAAAGUUAGUUAAACGGAGAGAUUCCAAUUGAAAAGGAGAGAGAGAGAGAGAGACUGGUGGUGAAUUGGUCAAUUGGGACUGCUGAAACUCGUGAAAGAGCUGCGUAACGCAAACUCCCUGGCGAAUACAGUACGAGCUAAACUUUCGAAUGCGAGAAAGGGGGGUAGAGGCUUCCGGGUAGGUCCUGCUUAAACGAACGCUCGAAUCACUGAAUUUGCCUGUCCGCUUACGUACUCGGUACCACCGUGCACGAGCGGAGCACAGUUGCUCCAUGCGCCGGUGCACCACCAGCUGCAGCUGCCACCGCCGCUACUACCGCCUUUACGGUGCUACCACUACCGCCGGUGCUAUUGCCGCCGCCACCGUCGCCACCACCGCCGCCGCCGCCGCCGCCGCCGUCGCCGCCGCCGCUGGCAAGACCUCGCAGAGGUGUCCACCUCGUGGCAGCCGACACUUCCUACCGGACGGUGGCAGUGUCCAGGCGCGCUGGACGACGUACGAGCUGUAAUAGUCAGUCAUUCGCCUCUCGACGGAGAAGGUGGAGGAGGAAGAAACGUAUCGAUGGCGCUUGGUGGUGGUUCCUUGCCGCGCGAGCAAGGGUGGUCGUCGAGUUUCGAAUAAAGAACGGCAAAGGGGGGACAGAGACAACGGUUCGAAAGAGAAGACGGGGGUGUUGAAGAAGGGGACGGCGGGAGAAAGAGACAGUUGGAACCCUUCUUUCCUUCCGCGCUCGACGCGUGUCAUCGCUAAUACAUAGCGCGUAUAUACGUUUGGAGGGUUUCUUCCCUCCGACGCGGCGGAUAUAAUACGCGGAUUCCUCGAGGCCUUCACCCUCGGUCGGUGCGUCACGCGUCACGGUACUACGGCACUUCGGAGCGUGUGUCACGUGAAAGGAGCAGCGCGGCGCGUCAGGGUCGUCGUCCUGACGACAAAUCUCCGAGAACGGACUAUCUCGUCAUACCGCAAUCGUCCGCUAUCGGAUUUCUCGCGAGAUUAUCAUCGUCGGCGGGGACACAGUGAUCGGUAACGGACCAGACUCGGCCAGGACCAGAGAGAGAGCUAUAGAGAGAGAGAUAGAGAGAGGGUGUGGAGAGAGAAAGAGAGAGAGAGAGAGAGAGAGAAGGGCUGAAGAAAGUCAGUGGUCAGUUAAUCGGUUGAUCGGUUCGGUUCGGUUCGGUUGGUUGGUGCUACGUGUGCCGGUGGCUAGUGAUAGCUCGGCUCGGACGGCCCAGGUAGCGGUAAUGCCUCGUAGCAGCGAUCGUGUCGCCAGGUCGCACGGUGUCGCAGGCAGGGUGAGGGACUGGGCCGCCGAAGGUAGUACUGGCGCGGGUGUAGUUGCGGGCACCGCGGGCAGGAUACGUUGACGAGCGCAGCCGACCCCGGUGGCACGUUGCUGGCCACCGUCGUCGUCGCUGCUCCCGCAGGCCAUGUAUCGAGGCGAGCCGGCGAUCGACCGUGCCGGUAGCGGCGGCGGCGGCAACCGCAGUGCCGGCGACCCGCGCCGAGCGAGAUCGCCGCGUCGACGUCGCGCAUCGGCGGCCGCCGACCUGCUCGAGGACGCCGACGGCGAGGAAGAACCCUACGGGGAAGAGGAGGAGGAGGAGGAAGAGGAGGAGGAGGAGGAUGAAGAGGAGGAGGAAGAGGCCUACGUCGUUCUCGAUGUGCUACCCCGACGAUCCACGUAUGGCGACUCCACGACGGCGAGGGUGUGCUGCAACGACAACUCCUGCUGCUGUCGCGCCGCCCAGAAGAGGCCAGGUAGAAGACGGCGCGGCUCGGGAAAUGCGCUCAGGAUACUUUACGUCGCUGCCGCCGCUGCCUUCCUCGCGCUUGCCGUCUCACCAGUGUCUGGAACGACGAAUACGAAAGAGGAAGAGACGGCGAUAACUUCGGCCACAGAAGGACCUACCGUAGUCCUCGGCGCGAGAACAAGGGCAGGAAAUGAUCCUGGAGGAGGUAUAGAUCUAUUAGCAGCCCUGCAACUUUACAAUACUACUCGAGAGGGCGUUACGCAGGUGCCGGGUCUGGUUAGACUGAGACCAGCCUAUUAUCUUCAGGGCGAGGAGAGGGAGCUCCGACUGAACGAGGAGAACUUCGAACGGGCGGCCGCGCUACUCCGGCGGGUUCCGGAAUUCACUAUAGCCGCCACGCUGCGCCAGGAGGAGACCAAUUCCGGGACGAUCGUCGCCUUUGCACACGGGAACAAUAGGUACUUGGAGCUGCAGAGCAGCGGACGCAAGGACGAGCUUCGACUUCAUUACGUAUCACGCCGCGACGGAAUCGUACACGUCGAGGCGUUUCCUUUCCGACUGGCCGAUGGCGCCUGGCACAGGGUCGCCCUGAGCAUAAGCGGCUCGCAGGUCGAGCUGCUAAUCGACUGUCACCCCUUGUACAGGCGACUGCUGAGACCUGGUCCACCCGACACUAACUUCACCCUGCCGCAGCUCCAGCUCUGGGUAGGACAGAGAAACGUCAGGCACUUUCUUUUCAAGGGUGCUUUGCAGGACGUCAAGUUAAUAGCAGGACCUCACGGUUAUCUUUCUCAGUGUCCUCAACUCGACUCAUCCUGCCCCACAUGCGGUCAAUUUUCGAUAUUACAGAAUACCGUAGAACAACUAAUGCACAAUCUCAAUGAGUUGACUCGUAGGCUAGCCGCUGCAGAGGGCAGGAUAAGCAAAGUAGAGGAGUGCGAGUGCCAAAAGUCCUGUAGGGUGAACGGUACUGUCCAUGAGGACGGUAAGACCUGGGAGAAGGGUUGUGAAUAUUGUUCCUGCGUCCACGGCGAGAUCGAGUGCAGGCCGAUGCCCUGUACUCCGGUCACUUGCAAGAAUCCUGUCAUUCCAGAGGGAAAAUGUUGCCCGACUUGUCUCAGACAAUGUUUCUUGCACGGCAUAAUUUACGAUCACGGCGAGAGGGUCUCGCCGAAGCAGUGCGUCGAGUGCAACUGCUACGACGGUAGCUUUACCUGUCAGAAAAUCGACAUUGACACCAAAUGCCCGCCUCUGCCGUGUCCACCCAGCGAGCAGAUCAGCGUGGCGGAGGAAUGCUGCAAGUUUUGCCCAGGGGUGGACUACUGCGGGUUGGGCCACACGUGUCACACUAACGCGACCUGCCUGAAUCUCCAGACGACCUUCGCCUGCAGUUGCCAUAGCGGUUUCGAAGGGGAUGGUCGUAUCUGUCACGACGUGGACGAAUGCAAGCAGGCAGAUGGAUCGAACUACUGCAACGCGAACACGAAAUGCGUCAACGUGAUCGGCUCUUACACGUGCGAGUGUCUUCCGGGUUACUAUAGAAUAGACGCGUUCAACUGUGCCGAGCUGGACGAGUGCGCGACUGGUCAGCACUUGUGUGACGAGCACGCCACAUGUGUGAACACUAAUGGUAGCUACUACUGUAUCUGCAAGGACGGCUAUACCGGCGACGGCUUCACGUGCAAACCUAUGUGCAAUCAGACUUGCCAGAAUGGUGGCGAAUGCGUGGCACCUGGAAGGUGCUCUUGUCGACGCGGUUACAUCGGCAACAGUUGCGAACUUGACCUGGACGAAUGUGCCAGCGAUCUGCAUCGGUGUCAUCAAUCGUCCACGUGUUUCAACAUGCCCGGGUGGUAUUACUGCCGGUGCAAGCCUGGCUACAGGAGUGCCCUGCACGACAGCACUCAGGGCACGCAAUGCGUUGACAUCGACGAGUGCAACGAUCUAACGACUGAGGGAAGGCAUACGUGCCAUCCUACCGCGAAAUGCGUCAAUACCGUGGGCGGAUACGAGUGCGUGUGCCCGCCGGCGAAGGACCUGGAAGAAUCUGAAAAAGAAUGCAGACUCAGUUGCUGGUUCGAAAAUCGUGAGGUUAACAACGGCGAGACUUUGGCGCCGUCCGGAAAUCCUUGCAGGAGAUGCACGUGCCAAGACGGCGUGGUCACCUGCAAGGAUCCCGUAUGUGACUGCAGCGCACCGGGAAGCCACAGGGACAAGUGUUGCCCGCAAUGUAAUCCCGCCGCGUCCUGCAGGCAUCAGGAGCUCCAUCAUCUAGUCUUCAGAAGCGGAGAACGUUGGAUAUACCAGUGUCAGACUUGCGAGUGCCUGUACGGCGAAAUAGACUGCUGGCAGAUGGAGUGUCCACCGGUAACCUGCUCGAAUCCCGUGACCGAGGAGGGCGAUUGUUGUCCGCGCUGCGAGGACGAUCCCUGCGCUCGUGAGGUGCCGGUGAACGGCACCUCGUUGACGGUUCCUAGUCGACCCCGGCCGUGCAGCUAUGCCGGCAUCAUCCACGACAGCGGCAGCUCCUGGCAGGACCCCCACGACAAGUGCACCACGUGCGAGUGCAAGGUGCCGUACUGCGCCCAAUUGGUGAGCAAUAGCGCGUGUUGUGUGCAUCGGACGGGCAGCUUUGCUGCAGCUACGAUUACGGCUGCGGUGGCGAUCUGGGCAACGACAAGCAGCAACGUUCUCCAGUCGCUGUUCCUGAGUCUCUCAUACGCUAUCCACCAGACCCUGCGGUCCAGUCGCUGGUCAACGAUGCACCGGAAGCAGCUCUACCAGCGGUCACCGGCACACCCGGCACCACACGCACCAUCACCACCUCCGCUGUCAUCACCUCCGUCGCGAGCACCACCUCCCCCGACUCGUCGCCCUCGCACUACUCGUCAUCCUCCAGCAUCAGCAAUGACAACCCCCACGAUCUCAAGCAAGAUCACGCAACGGGCUCGCGCAUCUCGCCCAUGUCGCGAGUCCAGCAAAGAAACGUGGCCCCUCAUACCACCAGAUCGCAGCAACAGCAAGCGUCGUCGACCACGAGGCACCAACAGUCCGUCGGAGGUUCGAUGUUGUCGACGGCAUCAGAACGGUACGCGACACCAUCGACGACGACGACGACGACGACGACAACGACGACGACGACGACGACGAGAAUGCCGUCCGCAACAUCCAUCGACAACAGAUCGACAUCGUUACGGCGUGGCCAGUCGUCGAAUGCUGUCAAUCGUCGCGGCGGUGCCGCCAUCGCCUUUUCCUCUUCCUCGUCGGCGUCGUCGUCGCCGAGCAGCAGGAAGUCCAUCGUCCUCGACAGCGCCACUUGAGGGCCGUGGAUCUAGAGGAAGAUAGAAAAGAACGAACCCGACACACUUGGCAAAGGCAUUCCAGAGGGGAAACCCGAGAGGUCUCCCAUAAUAGUCGUCUGACGCGCGUUGCCCGUCUUAUAUCGUCGGCAGAAAAGGAAGAAAUGAGACCAACAGUUUGCAAAGAGGAAGAAGAGGGAUCGGCGGUACGCGGCCGAUCGGUCACGAACGAUCGGCAUCGCCGUGCCGCGUUGCCACGAGGAAGAUUCGUUCCAUCUUCUGGAGCCUGUUUCCGGAAUCUAUGUCUGGCAAUUCCGAAGAAUUAACGAUCAACGUCGUCGAAGGUUAGCCUCGUUAAAAAGAGCUAGAAUUGACAUUAGAUCUUGUCACCGAUCUUGGCCCUAGUCCCGCUAGGCUCAAAGUCUUCUAAACGCUAAAAAUUCGAGAUCGCCGAUACCCUCAAGCUCGUGUCGUUUGCGAUCGAGUCGUUCACAGAUCACGUAGUCGCUAUUGACAUCCGGAUCUAGAGCAGCCACGGGCCGGGCUUGUGGCUGAAAGCGCGUUAUAUACGCGUCCAGGACGUUCGCUUUUCCGCUUGAAUCGCUCGCUCGAGCUGCGGUGAUCUUUUCUCGCCUUUGCUCACCGGAUGAGUGUCGGGGUGCGGCGCUAACUGUUUCUCGAGAGAUAAUCGGUACGGAAGUGACUUUUAAACUCAACAUCAAGAGUUUGCGCACAAUGGUCAGCUUGCAAAAUACUGAAUAUAAUAGAUACAAUAGAUGCGGUUCAACCGAAUCAAAGGUGCAGGUUAAAAUUGAUUUUAUUUUUAAAUUUUCGCUGACAAAGAAAACAACAAUGUUGCCCGGAUACGUUGAUUCCUUAAAAAAACUUGUUUACGCUCUUAGAGUACAUUACGUAUGUAUAAAAAAAGAACUUUGUAUCGAUACGAAUUAGAAUGAAUAAGAUAUGUAGAUAAGGAAUACACACGUCAAAGAGUUGAAGGCUAUUUUUUGUGAAUCUCAUGAGGUGUGUCACGUGUAACAUGCAAUUCAAAAACACACGGAAUUUGCUUAUAAACAAUUUUUGUUUCCCUUGCAUGACUGUUGCUCUGCAAAUGUAACAACUGCAAUUGUUAUUUAGGGGAAACCACUACAACCAUAUUGAUAUUGCUAAAAGAAGUAUUGCAUAUUUUGCAAUUCACAUAAUUACGAUUAGAUCGUACCAAGCGUAAACAAAAUGUGCCGUCGCGUAUUUUUACGUAAUCAGCAAAAUUGCAACAAAGGCGCAAUACAUAAACAUAACGGUACGAGUAUCAAGUAGUAUUGUCAUAAAUAAUUGCGUGUAGCCAGAAGAUUUUUGAAAAUAUUCCAAGCAGAAAAGUCUCGAAGCCACGAAUUGAUAGAUUCGCAGUAAUUAUUUGACGAUGUUGACCUUCAGCACCGAUUGUCGAUCGAAGCUGUGUCGCGCGUCCUCCGUGGAUCGAGCAUGAUCCGAGCGAACCGAGGGCGCAGAUUCACUUUCGCAGAAGAAGCUCCUUUCGCGAACAAGUAGCGCACAAUAUUUGGGCCUUAUAAAGUAAAUUGUUGAUGUUCCGCUAAAUACCACAUAAACACUUGUAUGUAUGUAUGUACGACGGCAAAGCAGGGGCGAUAUAUAUGUUUGUCGUAAGGAAUUGAUCCCUGACGGAGGGGAGAAAACACACACACACACACACACACACACACACACACACACACACACACACACACAGAGUGAUGUAUAUUAUAUGUAUAUAUUAUACACACAUUAUACACACAUAUAUAUAUAUAUAAUAUACAUAUAUAAAGAGAAGUAAAAAACGUAUGUAUUAUAUUAUACCGUGUACUAUAUGAGUAAUUCCUGCGCAUCCAUCGAUAUAUCCAAACGCACCGACUGUCAAUCGUCAACGUCGAUGACAACGCGGGUGGCUCUCUAUUACGCUAUAGAAAUAUCCACUAUGGAGGAUCAUAUCUCGUGACAAUAUAAGCGAUAUGAGGCCCCGGUACAUAUACAAUCAACGUAGCGUGCGUAUCCGGCGAUAAAAAUAGUUACGCUUGUGUGAGAGAGUACGUUUAAGGGUAAUAGGGUAGACGCGAUCCUUAAACCCGAAGAGAAUUCAGUCUAUCUUCUAAGGAUUCGGCUCGAUCCGAUUUCCACGUUAUCCUUAGUCAUCCUGCAGAAGACGGACUUAUGCUCGAUUCACGGCUCUCGAAUGAGAUGUCGGAAUACGUCACCGAGAGAGAGAAAAAAAAAAGAAUGGCUUUGCAACUCACAGUGUGACAAUAGAGAGAUUUCUAACGUUGUGGCAAUUGUUCACAAUUCAGGUACCAAAUGAAGAGUGUAAUAGAUGUAACAAUUAAACGACAAUAGUUCGGUUCUUAUGUCACAAUUAUAAGAUAGUUGUUUCCGCGGAAUGCAAAUAAUGUCAAUUGAAAGAGUGAAUUUUGUAGAUGUAUUGCAUACUGUGUAGUUAAAAAACCAUCAUGCCAAAGAAGAUCCGUUCUUGCGGUCUUUCCUGCCCUCAGACGAGGUAAAAAUCAAGUAUGUCCGACGUUCCCGGAACGAGUGGAAGGCUAAGCCAGACUUUUCCUACAUGCACUCUGCAACCCAUGAAAUACUCGGAGGGUCAAUGGAUUUUAACCUCUUGUCUGCGCUGGACAAUUGAGCUCUCUCUCGGUGCUAAGUUCCGCAGAAAGACUGCCGUUCUUCAGCAUUUCGCCCGUUCGCAAAGUGUGCAUUUGUAAUAGAGUUGGUUCUUGCAGAGUUAAACGUAAGGUAAUUUUCGUAGCAAGACGCGCGUGCGUGAAUUGAAUUCACAAUAUAUAGAUAUACGAUAAAUAUAUCCAGGUAACAAGCUGUGAUGUUAUUUGUCGUCAAAAUAAAUCGACAAAUAACGUUAGCUUGCUAUCUAGGUAUUUCCCUGGAAAAAAAAAACUUAAUUUGUUAUCGCUAUUUAUUUAAUAUAACAAGUUAAUGAUAAUUAUAAAAAAGCAUCGAGUCUCUGAAAAUCAGUCAUUUGCGUUCUCUUCUUUCUUUCAGCAACUCGUCAUUGAUAUGUUACCGACUGCCGCAUCAUUUUACGCAUUCACAGAUGUCAAAGCAAUCAAAAAAUCCGUCAAAGCCCUAAACACGGACAUCCACGGCUCACAUCAACGCGUAAACGCGAAACUGGUUGUUGGCGUCGUCGUAGACAUUAUCUAAUAAACAUUCGGAAUUAUCACACGAUUUGAGCAUAGCGCCGAUUAAUAAAUUAAUCAGACCAGAAGUUAAGCAUUUGCAACUCGCCUACGAGCAAUAGCCUAAGCGAUGUUAAUUAUAAUCGAAAUAAUUUAGAACGCGGGAAACAGGCGAGGACUUAGCCCAUCUAAUUUUAGGGAUUACGUCUUAACCGCGAUGAAGAAGGGCCUAGCUAAACAUAAUCAUUCAAACUCCGAGCGACGCACGGGAAAAAUCGUAGACUUUUUCGCCGUGCCAAUUAUAUAAUGUCUCCCGUUACUAUCGGUUAGAUACUGGCGAUGAACGUGCCAGCUGACUCGAACGAUUCUUUAUCUCGCUCAAUCCAACCAUGACCACUACGACUACAUUCCUCCUUGACUAACAAUAAAUAGGCACUAAUGAGAGAAACAUAAAUAAAUAAAUAAAUAAAUAAAUAAAUAAAUAAAUAAAUGAAUAUACAUACGAAGUAUGUUACUCUGUUACUUGCAUCGUUUCUUUCGUCCGCGAAUCCUUUGGCUCCAACUUAAAACGGCUUCUAUAGUUUUUACUAAUUACAUUUCUAAUUAAAAUAUUAUUAAAUAAUAUCAAUAUAACAGAAUAUUCAUAAUAUUACAAACAAAUUUUUUUCGUUUUAAUUAUUGUAAUUUGAAAACAAAAUUUAUCAAAGAUUCGCUGAAAGAAAAUGUAAUAGAGAAGAGCAGGGCAUCCUACAUAUAUAUAUUCAUAUUAUUGUGUAUAAAUACUAUAAAUACAUAUGAAACACACACGGAAACACGUACGAAUGUACACACAGGUGCACGUGUGUGGACGCAACGGAGAGAACGACAGGGACGAGGGAGUUAAUUCGUAAUUAAGCAGGACUUAAUAAAUCUCCAGGCUGAUAUUAGCGUUCAUGAAAAAGAGAAAAAGAAAUCUCGCAAUAUCUGAGGACUAAAUGGUAAUUGUUCGUUCAAUGUGCAAUAAUUUAAUAAUAACACCGCUAACUUGUAAUCGACUAAUUGAGCGAUGCUACUAUGCUAUGUCGUGAUCGAACGGACAAUUAUGAGUGAAAAGAAGAAAAGAAAAAAAAACAUGAAAGAUCGGAAAAUGCGUUGACAUUAUUUCUCCGGCUCGAAUUUGUCAGCUCUGUGAUGAAAUAACUAUACAGUAUCUACCUAAAGAGUUUAAAAAAUAUAGAGAAGCGCUAAAUCAAAUGUCUAUCAGCUACAAUACAACAACAUACGACAAUACGAAACCAUAUUGACAGUAUAUUUAGAAGAUUAAAAAAUGCUGCCAAUUUGGAAUAUUUAUCCUUGCCAUAAAAGAUAGAAUGUUGUACUAUCAGUACGGAUUUUAAUUGGUUAAAUACAUUUUAAAUCAAUAAAUCAAGUUUAUUUCACAGAAGUUUAAUAUAAGGGACCAUCACUUGUCACAAGCUUUUAUUUCUUAACAGUUAAUAAUUUGAUAACUAAAUAGGAUUUUUGUAUGAGUAAAAAAUAAAGUAAACUUUUAUCUAUUUACUUGGAAUAUUAAAUCAUUGUUAAUUUAAUAUUUUUGUUCAUUAAAAAUUUUUAUAAUUUUUUAUACAGGAGAUAAUACAAUAUUUAAUUUUUUUAUCUUUUGUUAUAUAACAUAUUGUUAAGUAUAUACCAAGAGUUUUGCAAUCUCUGUAUAAUUUUUAUGACGUGCGAGACUACCCCAAAAUUCAUUGGAGCAAAUAGUUAAAAACCGAAAACUUAAAAUAUUAUUCUACAGAUGUAACAAAUUUAACUGACUUCGAUUUGGUUCUUUAAAUUUCUUAUUACUAAUUACUUUUUAACUUCUAGCAUUACCUGAUUUGAUAAUAUUCUUGUUUAUCUUCUGCACUUUUUUUGUACUCUAAGCCAUCUAGUUCGCCAAUCUUUUACUGUCGUUCUAGUUGAUUUAUUCAGUCAAUCAAUCAGCUACUUACCUUUAAAACAAAAACAUACAUAUGACAAAAUAAUUAACAAUAAAUCAACUUAACAUUUAAAUUAUCUUUAAAAAAGACGCGUUACUUUGCAUCUUAUUAUUUUACAUUUGUAUUAUAACCAUUUUCGUAAUUUACUGUUAAAAAAUUUACGAAAAUAUUUGUGAUUUCUGAAAAAAUAGAAAGAUGAAAGAAAUGGAAAAGAAACUAAAUGCGGUUAUAUUACGAUUGGACAAAACGAGGAGAAAUUCGAGCUGAGAGAAUAUAAGUGACAAGCAACAAACAAAGCAUACAUAUAUAGGUACACAUAGACAUGGAACCUAGAGAUGACCCUUGAAAACUAGAGAUGACCCAUUGUGUCCCAAAAUCAAAUUCUUUCAGAAUUGAAAGUUAACAAAAAAACUAAUAGAUUUGUCAGCAGAAUAAGAUAGUCAUUUAUUGCUCUUUUCAAACUCCCGUAUGAGGUUUUGUGACCUGUUUAUUCAAAUUGUUUUAAAACAAAUUAUCAAUUAUCUGCAUUAAGAUUGUCCUGAUGAAACGAACAAUAAAAAAAAAAAAA
Messenger RNA from Monomorium pharaonis (pharaoh ant), 11068 nucleotides. RefSeq names its product protein kinase C-binding protein NELL1. Gene Ontology annotation, molecular function: calcium ion binding; protein binding. The transcript has 14 exons. Bases 1729 to 5397 code for a protein of 1222 amino acids. The record is from RefSeq and is a predicted model, not a curated record. NCBI's taxonomy places the organism in Eukaryota, Metazoa, Arthropoda, Insecta, Hymenoptera, Formicidae.